AUGCCUCGAACCUCCUUCUCUAGCGGAGGAUAUGUGCCCAGCUUCGCCCGCCCAACAGCCUCCUCACAAGCCCGACGCGAUUCAACCCAAACACCCACCAGACAAACCGACACGCCCAAACUUCCAUUCCGCACACCGUUCGUACCAUUCCACCCCUCCACCUCCCGCCCCCUAUCAGCCAUGAGCGAAAAUUAUAGCCGUCGCUCAUCGAUAGCCCUAGCCCACCCCGGCCGUGCUUCAAUAUACCCAUCCCCUGCCGUCUCUACUCGUGCAUCGAUCUCAACAUCAUCAGCAUCUACUCACCAACCCUCGUCUUACAGACCACUGGCAACUAGAUCAAUCCGCAGUCCAACGUUGACUCGAAAAAAGCUACCCCGACCCCCGCCCCAGCCUCAGCUACGACUAAACGAAACCGAGCUAGAAAAGCGCCUACAAGUCGUCGCGAAGAACCGCUUCGAAGAAGGUCUCUCGCAGCUAAAUGAUGAUUGGCAGGAAGAAGAGGAGGAGAAAGGUAGAGGUCAAGGUAAAGCCCCAGCCAAGAAGAUAUCUAAUCCUGCUCCCUUGGCCCCGGGCCCUAUAUCAGCCCUACACUUGAAGGCCACCGCCGUCCCGGCGGUUCUGUCCAAAAUAGAAGUCAUCUGCGACAGCCACAGCCACAGCUCAGACUCAGAGGAGAGUUUCCACACAGCGCUGACAACCUGUUCGGAGGAGAGUUUCCAUACGGCGCGGGGGUCGGAUAGUGAUGGGGAGGCGGAGAAGGCGUUUUUGAAUGCGAGGGAGAUUUGUAUGCAUUGGGCGGUGCAGCUUGAUAGGCCGGUGGAUGAGAGGGAUGAUUCUGUUAUCGGGGAUAUUGCGGGGAUUGGGAGGGAGUGA
Messenger RNA from Penicillium manginii, 873 nucleotides. RefSeq lists its product as uncharacterized. Lineage: Eukaryota; Fungi; Ascomycota; Eurotiomycetes; Eurotiales; Aspergillaceae. The transcript has a single exon. Bases 1 to 873 code for a protein of 290 amino acids. The record is from RefSeq and is a predicted model, not a curated record.